CAGACGUCUGUUCUGACCAAAGUGAAGACGUACUCAAAGAUGCCUGCGAGCCAUCACAUCUUCAUUGUCCUGUCAUUGCUUACGUCAUCAUCGUUUAUACUAGUCUAUGGCAAAGUGUACAGCCCCUGUGAACUCGCCCGCGAACUCUACUGGUGGUACGGAGUGCCAGAGCACAUGCUAGCGGACUUUGUGUGCAUCGCUAAACAUGAAAGCAGUUUCAACAGCAACAUUCAAGGACCUCGGGACUGGGAUGGAAGUUACGACCACGGCUUGUUCCAAAUAAACGAUCGAUACUGGUGUGGCCGAAACGGGGCGUCAAAGGAAUGCAACAUCGACUGUGCAGAUCUCAAAGAUGAUGACCUCACGGACGACAUCGAAUGCGUUGCUAAAAUUUACGCCAGGCACGGCUUCAAGGCAUGGGCUGCUUGGAUAAAACACUGUCAAGGCGAAAACGUCAAGAGCGACCUCUAUGGAUGCGAGCUUUGAAGAAAAGAGGGC
This is a messenger RNA of Ornithodoros turicata, 498 nucleotides long. Its product is annotated as lysozyme-like. The coding region runs from base 40 to 486 and encodes 148 amino acids. The transcript has 6 exons. NCBI's taxonomy places the organism in Eukaryota, Metazoa, Arthropoda, Arachnida, Ixodida, Argasidae. Gene Ontology annotation, molecular function: lysozyme activity. The record is from RefSeq and is a predicted model, not a curated record.